Molecule: messenger RNA, 1066 nt
Organism: Osmerus eperlanus (European smelt)
Lineage: Eukaryota; Metazoa; Chordata; Actinopteri; Osmeriformes; Osmeridae
Product: overexpressed in colon carcinoma 1 protein
Exons: 6
Coding region: 212-400 (62 amino acids)
Source: RefSeq, a predicted model, not a curated record
UGUUGCAAAGGGAUCUGGAGUAUACCACCAACAGAGAAACCAGUGUGACUAAGAAAGAUAGAAACGCUCCCUGCUACCUUCUGUCUCUCUCUCUCUCUUUCUCUCUCUCACUCUCUUUCUAUUUGAUUUGUAGUCAUGGUUCUUGCUUUUCACUGUUUUCCCACCUGUUUUCUCUGAACGUUUCCUGUGUGCCUGGACAGUGGCUGCAUCGAUGGGUUGUGGCAAUUCCUCUGCCACCAGCACGUCAGGAGGGGGUCCAGCAGACGUCUCCAAAGAUGUGACAGAGGAGCCCUCUCCAGAUGAGGAGAAAAGAAGGAACUAUGGAGGGGUGUAUGUGGGCCUGCCAACUGACAUGACUGCCGUAGCCUCCAGCCAGUCAAAGUCCACACGCAAAGACUAGACGUGACUGAAGGAACAUAAUCACAGACAACACAGGACUGUACAUAUUCACCCACCAACAGACCUUCCCAGAGAGAGAGCAACGCUUGCUCCCACACUGACUCACCAGUCACCACCGUGUGGAAUGAGGCUGUGUCCAUCUGCCGGGCCAUGAAGGGGAAUGAGGCGUCUGCCUGCUGGGGGCUUGUUGAACCUGUCUCAGACUGGCACAGGGACCCUCAACAGAGGCCUUUGUCUGGGAGCACCAGCUCUCUGUAGGGGCACCACUAGUCUGUGGGACUCUGCCUGAGGAUGAGCUGGGAGAGGUGGAUGCACGACUGGAACCCCACCAGCACUCGGCAGCCUCUGCAAUAAUAAUCAAAGCAUCUAUUUUCAAGCUGGGAUUUAAGGAUUCAUGAGUCGUCUGGUUUCGAUGUUUAAUGUAGAGAGAGGGAGAGAGCAAAUGAGGAGAGAAGAGGGGGAGGGGUGGAGGGGGAGUAAAAGCCAAGGAAAGUCACACAAGGGAAAACCUCGUUCCUUUGAGCACGAGUGCAGAGACCCCUCAGACAAACACAGUUAUCGAAGAGAUAUUCAGAUAUUAUAGUCUGCGUGUUUCUGUCAGAGUAAUGCGCGUUGCUUUACUGUUAAAUUAAGCACUGAUGUCUGGUUUAAUAAAAAGGCUGACGAU